UUGACACAGUAGCCAUAAUUUUUGACUUUUGUGACAUAAAUAAUUAAUAAAAGCAAUAUUACUUUUGUUUUGAUAAAGUAAAGAAAUAAUUUCAUAAAAAAAUUCCAUAUCUGUCAUAAUUCUCCUCGAUGAAACAAUAAUUGAUGGAAUUUCUAGGAUAUACAUUAUUUGGACCGCAAAAUUAUAUAAAGGAUAUAAUGAGGGGAGAAUAUCAGGAACCAAUGUCAAAAGAAGACGUAAAGCCCUUAUUACAAAAUAUUCAAAAAUAUUCUACUCUACCAGCAAAGAUAGAAAGGCCCAACGCUGAUGUUAUUAGAGUAAUCGAUUGCUAUAUUGGAAGAGUAAAUGGUUUUGCUUAUGGUUCAAAGCAGAGAUUUAUUAAAAUGAAACGUAAAGGAGUUAUUAAACCAGUUGGACCCUGUGAUAUGUACAGAUUUCCGCCAACUUCAUCUGUAGAGUAUGGUUGGUGGCAACAUGACCCUGUAAUCACUAAUAGCACAUGGCACCACACUUAUCCCAAGCAUCCCCAACCAGCGUCACCAAAUACAUUAAUCUUGGACAAAGUGCGAAAAAAUAAUAAAUAUGCUACCCUAUUUUAAUUCACUAUUUACUUGCGAGAAAUGAUUUAAAAUGCAACAAAAUAAG
Manduca sexta (tobacco hornworm) is the source of this 645-nucleotide messenger RNA. RefSeq lists its product as uncharacterized. Lineage: Eukaryota; Metazoa; Arthropoda; Insecta; Lepidoptera; Sphingidae. The transcript is spliced from 3 exons. Bases 144 to 599 code for a protein of 151 amino acids. The record is from RefSeq and is a predicted model, not a curated record.